AUUGCAAUUCCUGGUAAUGUUCGAUUAAGAUGUAUUUCCUGGAAUAAGGAUCAAGGUUUCAUAGCCUGUGGUGGAGAGGAUGGAUUACUGAAGGUUUUAAAAUUAGAAACACAGACAGAUGAAGCAAAAAUAAAGGGACUUGCGGCUCCUAGCAAUCUUUCUGUGAAUCAAACUCUUGAAGGUCAUAGUGGUUCUGUGCAAGUGGUGACAUGGAAUGAACGGUAUCAAAAACUGACUACCAGUGAUCAAAAUGGACUCAUCAUUGUGUGGCUGCUGUAUAAAGGUGCUUGGUAUGAAGAGAUGAUUAACAAUAGAAAUAAAUCUGUUGUUCGAAGUAUGAGCUGGAAUGCUGAUGGACAAAAGAUUUGUAUUGUAUAUGAAGAUGGAGCUGUGAUUGUUGGAUCAGUGGAUGGCAAUCGCAUUUGGGGGAAAGACUUGAAAGGUACCCACCUGUGCCACGUGGCCUGGUCCUCUGAUAGCAAAGUUUUACUCUUUGGAAUGGCAAAUGGAGAGAUUCACAUUUAUGAUGAUCAGGGAAAUUUUAUUGUAAGUUCACAGUGGUAUAAUAAAGAAAUUAACUCCAACAGGCAUAAAAAAAGUACUUCCUCUUUAUUUCAUGUUUAUUUUUAGUUGGUGGACUUCAGUACUGAGAACUGGACAAGGUCUUGUGCACAAAGUUUUUAUUCAAGAUUUAUGCAGCUGCAGCUUUUUAAUAUAAAU
Messenger RNA from Pterocles gutturalis (yellow-throated sandgrouse), 720 nucleotides. RefSeq names its product WD repeat-containing protein 35-like. The annotation marks the transcript as partial. Gene Ontology annotation, biological process: protein localization to cilium; non-motile cilium assembly; intraciliary retrograde transport. The transcript is spliced from 5 exons. Gene Ontology annotation, cellular component: non-motile cilium; intraciliary transport particle A. NCBI's taxonomy places the organism in Eukaryota, Metazoa, Chordata, Aves, Pterocliformes, Pteroclidae. The record is from RefSeq and is a predicted model, not a curated record. Gene Ontology annotation, molecular function: protein binding.